Sphaeroforma arctica JP610 is the source of this 1795-nucleotide messenger RNA. RefSeq names its product CAMK/CDPK protein kinase. NCBI's taxonomy places the organism in Eukaryota, Ichthyosporea, Ichthyophonida. Gene Ontology annotation, cellular component: cytoplasm; nucleus. The transcript has 10 exons. The record is from RefSeq and is a predicted model, not a curated record. Gene Ontology annotation, biological process: intracellular signal transduction; protein autophosphorylation; peptidyl-serine phosphorylation. The annotation marks the transcript as partial. Gene Ontology annotation, molecular function: calcium/calmodulin-dependent protein kinase activity; calcium-dependent protein serine/threonine kinase activity; calmodulin binding.
AUGUCAAGCACUAGCAUUGGACGUACAACAAGCUCGUCAAAACCACUUAUUUUGUUUCCGCCUCGUCACACAGCCGCCAGUAUAUGCGAGGAUGAUUUGAUCGCUGAAGUGCAAGCCUUGCGCACAUUGGGUAGGCACCCAAACAUCAGCAAAUUCUAUGGAUUGUACGAGAAUGAGAAGUAUUAUAUGAUGGUGCUUGAGUACCUCAGGGGUGGCGAGCUAAUCGAUGUAAUGAUCCGACGUGUGGACGAGGGAAAGGCCAACUACACCGAAGCCGAAUUAGCGAUCAUCAUCCUGCAGAUAGCCAGGGCUGUAUUGCACUGUCACAAAUACCGAGUGAUACAUAGAGAUAUAAAGCCCGAAAACAUUCUGUGUAGCGAUCAUAAGAGCGUAUCAGAUGCGUCCAGAGUUAUCGACGCACCUGUUAAACUGGCUGAUUUCGGACUCUCUGCCAUCAUCCCUGAAGAUGAGGAAGGCCUUACCAUUUCCUCAGGAACACCCAACUAUAUGGCCCCAGAACGGCUGUGUGGCAAAGUAUACAGCUUCAAGAGCGAUAUAUGGAGUAUAGGCGUCGUUCUCUAUAUUCUAAUUGAGGGCAAGUUUCCCUUUCCGGGUGAUGAUGAAGAUGAGAUCACAAAGCACGUGCUCGACCCGACAUUCCCUAAAUAUGAGGGACCACACUUCGACCCCAUUUCAGAGUCGUGUAAAGACUUUCUCACGCAAUGUUUUACAAAGGACCCCAAAUUCAGACCGACAGCCUCGCAGCUACUAUCACACGAAUGGCUCAGUGGCAACACCACUGCCACGUGCACCAUCAAAGGAGCUGUGGAGGGUCUCAGGCGAUUCAACGUCCGCUUGAAAUUCCGAGCGAUGAUCUGUGCAAUUGUGGCACGGAAUAGGUUAUCAAAUAUACUGCGGGCUCUGCGCAGUGAGCAGUUGCUGCUGCGUCUGAUUGAGUACGGCAUCACGCUGGAGGAGAUAAAGGAACUUGCACACAGCUUCCGGAUGGCUGCCUGGGGCCAUGUUAUGCUGGACAAAGAAACAUUUAUAGAAACCAUGAUGGACUAUUCCGAAAUACCCGACAUAGAGCUGGCCACGGAGAUAUACAAUGCAUUCCAUAAUGCUGAGGGGUUAGUCAACACACGCGACUUCCUGCUGGCGCUUGCGCUGAGGAUAGGCUCGUCUGGGUCCGAUCGGUUAGGCACGGUGUUUUGGCUGUUCGAUAAGGGAGAUAAGGGUGCCAUAGACUUUCCUUCAUACUACGAUAUGAUUGUGGCCAUCGUGGGUGACUCGCUCAACCCGGUACAAACCGAUGCGUUAGAGGAGGAGUUUAGGGAAGCGGAUGUGGACGGCAAUGGUCUCAUCGAUCAAAAUGAAUUCGAACAACUGGCCCAGAGGAACGAAUGCGUGCACUCGUACUUUGACAGACUGAGACGGCUCAUGGCGGGUCGGCGGGAAGUGUUCCUGUCUGAUCUGGAUGAGAUCCGCGCCAGGAAGCGCGGCUGGUUGUUUAUGCGAUACGGCGGGUUGUUCCAGCGCUGGGUGGAGAGGUAUCUGGUGGUCACAGACGACUUCAAGCUCGAGCUCUACACGAAGGAUCCAGGGGAGGGCAAAGCCGUGCGACCGGAGAUUGUCUAUUCACUGGACAAAGCUGUUUUGCGCACACUCGACUGGUCGAUUGCCACCGGCACCUCCACGCCAAACCUCUCCAGCCGAGCGCCCCAGGGACUUGGUACGAGGAAAACCACCCCGCCCAGGUGUAGGUUAGAGUGCCAGGAGGGCUCGUUCUUGCUGG